AUGGGUCGCAUUCACAACAUAUCCUUAACUCUCCGUUGCAUCCUCUACCGGAGUCGAUUCAUGGCCGCCCACUUGGCCUCGAGUCUCAUGCAGUACGGCGCGACGUCCAAAUUUGGGUUCCUCGUCAACUCGAUAUCCGGAUCGUCGACUCAAAAUCUUUCGUCGCUUCGCCAGAUCUGGUCCAAGAUGGUCGACGGACGCGUGCACAUCGUUGUCGUCGGCGCCGGCCGCAUGGGGCAGAUCCGCCUCCAAGGCCUCAUGGCCAACCCGCGCAUGAAGGUCGCGUACGUCGUCGACGCCAACCUCGCGCAGGCCGAGACGCUCGCCGAGCGCUGCCACGCGACCGCCGUCGCCACGCUCCCCGAGGCGCUCGCCGACCCGGCGGUGGCGGCGGUCUGGAUCUCUACGCCCACGUUUACGCACUUGGACUUGAUCGAGCUUGCGGCGAGCGCGGGCAAGGCCAUUGCCGUCGAGAAGCCCGUCGCCGGGUCGCUGGAAGAGAUCGACAAAGCGUACAAAGUCUGCGAGACGCACGACGUGCCGCUUUUCUGCUCGUUCCAACGGCGCUUUGACCCGAACUACGUUGCCUUGUACGAAGCCGUCCAGGCCAACGCGAUCGGACCCGUCCAGUCGAUCCAGACGGUCUUCCGGGACCACCCGUGCCCGCCCAUUGCCUUUUUAAAGGGCGGCGGCGACCCGUUCCACGACCUCGCGGUGCACGACAUUGACUUUGUGUGCUCGCUCCAGCACGAGUACCCGACGCGCGUCGUCGCGCACGGCACGAGCUUGAGCCCCGAGCUCCAAGUCAUCAACGUCAUGGACAAGGCGUCGGUCUGGCUCGAAUUUCCAUCCGGUGCGAUCUGCACCAUGGACUUGAGCCGCCACGCGGCGUACGGCUACGACCAGCGCAUCGAGGUCUUUGGCGCGGACGGCAUGCUCGAAGUCCAAAACAUCCACAAGACGUCGCUCCGCGCGUCGACGAGCGCCGGCGUCCACAGCGACGUGUACCAGCACUCUUUCCCGCAGCGGUUCCGUGAUGCGUACCUCGCCGAAGUCGACCAUUUUGCCGAAAUCGUGCUCGACAAGGCCACGCCACGCGUCUCGUGGACAGAAGCGCGCAAUGCAACCAUCAUUGCCGAAGCGUGCCGCAUCUCGGCCGUCGAACACCGAUCGGUCGACGUGACGUAUGGUCCGAGUGCGUAG
Saprolegnia diclina VS20 is the source of this 1203-nucleotide messenger RNA. RefSeq lists its product as hypothetical. Gene Ontology annotation, cellular component: cytoplasm. Gene Ontology annotation, molecular function: nucleotide binding; oxidoreductase activity. The transcript is spliced from 5 exons. Lineage: Eukaryota; Oomycota; Saprolegniomycetes; Saprolegniales; Saprolegniaceae. Gene Ontology annotation, biological process: NADPH regeneration. The coding region runs from base 1 to 1203 and encodes 400 amino acids. The record is from RefSeq and is a predicted model, not a curated record.